AUGUCAACCACCCGGUCCACCCCCACACUCAUCUUCUUCUUCUUCUUCCUGGCCCUAUGCUAUAACCCCUCAUAUGGUGCUGCACAAACAUCAAACUUCAUCCACACUGCAAGAACAGUACGUCAUGUUCUCAACGAUGUCACCAACGUACUACGGGAUGAGCUGAGCACCAUGGGCAGCGUUGACAACUCUCGGUUGUCCAACGCCAUAUCGACAUGUUUGGAGCUGCUGGAUUUGUCAACAGACGAGAUCGGUCGGUGCAUGUCAGCAUUUGAGGGCUCCGAAGGCAAGCAUGAGGGUACUGGAAAUUUGAGUUCAGAUUUGAGGACAUGGCUGAGUGCUAUAGUUGCUGAUACACAUACAUGCAUGGAGGGUUUUGAAGGCACCAACAAUGGUCGUGUGAAGGAUCUGAUAUCCCCCAAAGUUGACCAAGUGAACUCGCUAGUUCAUGAGCUUUUCACCCUUGUGCAUCAUGUUUCACAUCAGUCCAACAGCCAAGGCCAGGGUGAACUUCCUCCGUGGGUUGAUCCUAGGGACUUGCAGUCCAAUGUAGAUCUUCCUGAUGCUAUAGUUGCUGCUGAUGGGAGUGGAGAGUUCAAAAGCAUCAUGGAUGCAGUGCGUGCAGCUCCAGACUUUAGCAGCAGACGUUAUGUCAUCUACAUAAAAAGAGGAGUUUACAAUGAGAUAGUUAGCAUAGGGAAGAACAAGUGGAACUUGAAAAUGGUAGGAGAUGGUAUGGAUCUCACUGUCAUCUCUGGAAGUUUGAGCUACCAUCAGAAUUUGACCACAUACUACACAGCUACCUUGGGUGUCGAUGGAAGAGGGUUUAUAGCACAGCGCAUAUCCUUCAGGAACACCGCAGGGCCUGAAUAUCAUCAAGUUGUCGCUUUGAGAUCAGCAGCUGAUCUUUCGGUCUUUGACGAAUGUGAGAUUUUCGGUUACGAAGACAGUUUGUAUGCUUAUUCACAGCGACAGUUCUACAGAUAUUGCUACAUCAGGGGCACGGUGGACUUCAUAUUUGGACACGCCUCUGCGGUUUUCCAAUCCUGCAAUUUAUUGGUCAAGAAAGGAUUGCCAAUGCAAAAGAACACUAUCACAGCCCAAGAUAGAACAAGCUCAAGCCUAGCAUCUGCGUUCUCCUUCCAGUUCUGCAAAAUAUCAGCAGAUCUCGACCUUCUACCCUUCGUUGGCUCCAUAUCGACAUACCUUGGAAGACCAUGGAAGCAAUAUUCUAGAGUUGCUUUCAUGCAAUCCUACAUGAGUGAUGUGGUGAGCCCUGAAGGAUGGUUGGAGUGGAGUGGUACAUUGUAUUUAGACACAUUGUACUAUGCUGAGUACAAUAACUAUGGACCAGGAGCUAGGCUAGAUAGACGGGUUAAAUGGGCAGGCUUUCAUGUGAUUACUGACUCUAGCCAGGCUAGCGAGUUCACGGUGUCUGAACUCAUUAUGGGGGAACAAUGGCUACCUUCAACUGGAGUAGCCUUUGUUCCUGGAUUAGGGAACUAA
Molecule: messenger RNA, 1506 nt
Organism: Lotus japonicus
Lineage: Eukaryota; Viridiplantae; Streptophyta; Magnoliopsida; Fabales; Fabaceae
Product: pectinesterase/pectinesterase inhibitor PPE8B-like
Exons: 3
Coding region: 1-1506 (501 amino acids)
Biological process (GO): cell wall modification
Molecular function (GO): pectinesterase activity; pectinesterase inhibitor activity
Source: RefSeq, a predicted model, not a curated record